AUGAAUAACACUACAAUCAGCACUACAUCAUUAAGUUGUGGUUCAGACUCAUAUCUAGGUUUGCCGAUUCCCGAGAGACUUUCCCAUGAGCUUCGCGCUGUAUUCAUCUUCAGAAUCGCCAUUAACGCUGUAAGCUCUCCUUUCGUCAUUUUGCUGAACAUCUUGGUGAUGGUGGCAGUGAAAACCAACCGUCGACUUCGCACCAAAUCUAACGUAUCACUUGCCUGUUUAGCCACAACUGACCUUGUUGUCGGACUUGUUGUUCAACCUUUACAAAUCAUUCACUACAGCUUUAUGCUCAAAGGUGAGACUGACAUAAUUUGCAGAACGGUUGACAAGAUAACAGCAGCUAUUACCUUAAGGUGUGUCAUAACGUCGUUUAAUCAUUUCGUUGUAUUGAGUGCAGAGCGUUAUCUCGCCAUAAAACACUCUUUCGCAUACGAGAACCUUGUUACUGAGGUUCGUAUCAUCGUAGCCUCUGGUCUGGCGUGGGCUGCCGCGAUCAUCCUUCCGAUGGACAACUUCUGGCCAGCAAAUAUAACAAAAGGCGCAAGAUUUGCAGUUCUUGUUAUGCAGUUUAUCUGUCUUGCGUUAGUUGUUUAUUUUAACGUUUCUGUAUACAGAGAGGUCCAGCGCAACGAAAAACAAAUUAUUGCUAAUCAAGUUUCCACAGAAGUUAAGGAGAAGUUGCUCAAGAAUAAGAAAGCUUUUUACUGCACAGUUAUUGUUCUGCUCACAGUCUUUCUGUGUUAUUUCCCGGCAAAUAUCAUUGUUGUCAUUAUGAUAUCGUUUUUGAAAGACAGCAUCGCUCUUAAUGUAAAACAUAUCCUGUUUAAUCUUAUUACUUUAUUUCCCGUACUGAACUCGUUGUUUAAUCCACUGAUUUACGCUGUUAGAAUUAAAUAUUUCCGUGUAGCUUUCAUUCAGUUGUUGUCGAGGAAAACUAUUGCAGAAGCCGAGCAGCUUGAAAGGAAUAUUUUUGGACCAAAACAAGUUAGAGUUGUAGCUACUGCUGAACAGGAAGAAAACAGGGUUAGUCGAGAAGGUGAAGUGGAACAAGGAUAUGAAACACUGAACCGAUAA
This is a messenger RNA of Orbicella faveolata, 1083 nucleotides long. Its product is annotated as beta-1 adrenergic receptor-like. The record is from RefSeq and is a predicted model, not a curated record. NCBI's taxonomy places the organism in Eukaryota, Metazoa, Cnidaria, Anthozoa, Scleractinia, Merulinidae. Gene Ontology annotation, cellular component: membrane. Gene Ontology annotation, biological process: G protein-coupled receptor signaling pathway. Gene Ontology annotation, molecular function: G protein-coupled receptor activity.